This is a messenger RNA of Brassica rapa (field mustard), 2039 nucleotides long. RefSeq lists its product as uncharacterized. Gene Ontology annotation, cellular component: peroxisome. Gene Ontology annotation, biological process: regulation of gene expression. Gene Ontology annotation, molecular function: RNA nuclease activity. The record is from RefSeq and is a predicted model, not a curated record. NCBI's taxonomy places the organism in Eukaryota, Viridiplantae, Streptophyta, Magnoliopsida, Brassicales, Brassicaceae.
UAAUUUAUUCUUUGAUUUUUUAUUUUUGUGUUUAAUCUAUUCACUAGUUAGUUAUGGAGAUGGCGGAGGCUAAAGCUGAGGAGGCUGCAACGUGGGUUUGUUGGGACAUUGAGAACUGUCCGAUUCCCAAUGGCUGCAAAGCUGAAGAGAUCUCUCAGAAGAUAAGCUUGGCUUUGAGUAAGUUGAACUACCUUGGUCCAAUCUCUAUCUCUGCGUAUGGAAACAUGAAUCACAUUCCUCCUUCGGUCAAAAAAGCUCUCUCUUCCACUGGAGUUGUUCUUAAUCACGUCCAUGUGAACUCCAGAAGUUCUAGUUCGCGUAUUUUCCGCGGAUUAUUGGAUUGGGCAUAUAAUUCAGACACAUCUAAUUUAAUCUUCAUAUCCCGUGACGAUUCUUUCUGUUCUUAUCUUAGCAAAUGGCAAAGGGAUCGAAACAAAAAUGUUCUUCUAGCACAUCCUCCAAAUGCUUCAGACUCAUUUGUUUCUUCUGCAAAGACCACAUGGCUGUGGAAUAGCUUGUGUACGAGCCUUAUAUAAGCCAGCCAAAUAGGCCCUAAUUCUCUUCUUUUUUUUUUCAUCAAUUGUGCACAAAUGCAACUCAAGGCACUGUAACAGUUGACACAAACAAAAAUCAUUAUAUUUUGAAAGGACGGCUUUUGUGUUUUUGAUUUUUUUUCUAGUGUUUAAAUGUUUAGUAAGAAACAAUAGUUCUUAAGAUUAUAAGGGAUUCAACUGCCAUAUAUAAAUCGUCUAAGAAUAUAUAAACAGAUGCAACUGCUUUAUUAUGCCUGGCAUUUGGGUAUAAAAUUCAAAUAAUUUUACAGUACAACUAUGAAUUCACAUUUAGGUGUUGAUUGUUUGCAGUUUCUACAUUGGUUUUUGGUUUUUGUUUUUCAAAAUCUACAUUUUUGUCCAAUCAAGAUUUCUAAAAAAAGUGAUUCUCUACAAUUUAGGAAAACUAAAACUUAUAUUAUUGCCAAUCAAGAUUUUAACAAAGUAGAUUUCCUAGAAAAUAGGAAAACUAGAUUUUAGAUGUUUAACUAACUUUUCAAAGAAAAACCAAAAUUCUUGUUUUGUUGGCUUUUGAAGAUAUGCACGAUUACUACUUUUUGGUAAAUAUAUAAAUACAAUAUAUUAACACUACUUAGAUGUAUAUGUUUGUUAAACUCUACACUCUUUUCUUACGUAUUUUAUUGUAUUAUUUUUAUAUUAAAAAUUUUAAUCAGUAGGAAAAUAUUUCUUUUUUACAAAAAUUCAAUAAUUAAAAAAAAAUUUAAUAUAUUUUUCAAAUAACAGACAUAAUAUUUUAAUACAUUUUAAUAAUAAAAUAUAAACUUUUACAUAUUUUAUUUAUGAUUUAUUUUAUUGCUAUAAAAUUCAUAAAACUGAAAAAUAAUUCAAAAAAAAAAUCAAAAUCAAAUUAAACAUAAAUAUAAAAAUAAAAAUCUAAAAACUAAUAACUAAAAAUAAAAACUCUGAAAACCAUUUUGUGUUGAAUCUUUUUAGAUUUUCUCAGUCAUAGUAUUUUGAUAUAUUUUAAUGAUAAUUUUAAAAUUUUAUUGAUAUUUUCUACAUUUUAAUAUAAAUUUCAAUAAUUUUAUUAGUAUUUUUUUUGUAUUGUCUUAAAAUAAAUCAUCUCAUUUUAUAAAAACAAAACAGUAAUUUCGAAAAAUAAAUUUUAACCUAAAAUACACAAAUCAAAAACCAAAAACUAAAACUAAAAACCAAAAACUAAAAACGAAAAUCAAAAUCAAAAUCUAAAAACUAAAACUAAAAACUAAAAUCAAAAACUAAAAUCUAAAAGCCAGAAACUAAAACCAAAAACUAGUGAAACAAUCAUCACCUUAUUCUUUUUUAGGAUAUGAAUAAAACACAUCGAAUUCACUUACUCUUUUGGGUUAGGAAUCGCGUUUUUGUUAGCAAACGGACACAUUUAUAAAACGCUGGUAGAUAUGUGGUCAAAGUAGACAGAAAAAAACACAGACAAUUUCCUGUUUUCCUCAUAGGGUUUGAAAGCCAGAACAUCCAUUGACUAACAAG